AUGGGAAACCAAAUAGCAAUUGACUUGGGGCCAGUCUAUUUAGAAGCAAGUAUUUUUAUAGCGGCAGAGCCUGUUCCUGACUAUACGACCUACUAUAUCUACUCUGCCAAGCACAACGGAACUUUUUAUUUUGUUCGCCUUUUAAAAGCUGAAGUCGAAAGCUUCAAGUCUCACAUUCUUUAUUCAAAACUUACAAGAGAUGAUGUCCCAGUCCAAGUCACUGGGGUCAAAUUUGACGAUUUUCAUCUCAGACUUGAGACGCUGUUUGAUAUCCAGGUCAUUACUUCAGAAAAAACAAAAUUCGCAGUAAAGGCAUUGGAUUUCUUUUGAAACAACAACAAAGAGUCACUUUAUCAAUACAAAAACACGCAGCUGCCACAAUCUGACGGGAGCAUUUGUACGUCUGGAGACUUUGUAAAAGAGGCUAUUUGUGAAGAAGCUCUGUUCCCAUGUUUGCUGGUUAAUGUUAGGUCAGGGAUCAGUAUUUAUAGAGUCAACUCUUUAGAAGAUUUUCAUAAAGUGGGUGGGUCGAGCUUUGGAGGAUCCACAUUUUGGGCUUUGUCGAAGCUGCUUUGUAACUAUGAAACUCCAACAGAUGCAUUAGAGUCAUCUAGAGAUGGAAACAAUGUAUUAGUUGAUAUGACUGUAGGCGAUAUUUAUGGAAGAGGCUAUGACCAGAUGGGUCUUCCUCACAACUUGAUUGCCAGUUCUUGUGCAAAGUUACGAGAAAAACGAACAGACGAGACAGACCCAGCCAGCAUUGCUAAGUCCUUGCUUAUAUUGUUUUGUUUCAAUAUGACACAGAUCUCGUAUAUGCAGGCAGUUGUAGAAGGUAUAGACAGAAUUGCAGUCGUUGGAGACGCAAUGCAUACGACUUAUGCCAAUGAGCUGGCUCAGUAUUGUAUUGAUUUUUGGAGUGCUAAUAAGAUAAAACUGAUCCAAUCUGAUUAUGGGGCUUAUUUUGGGAGUUUUGGAGCUCUCCUGAGGCAAUUAGACAGAGUUUAG
Messenger RNA from Blepharisma stoltei, 1005 nucleotides. NCBI's taxonomy places the organism in Eukaryota, Ciliophora, Heterotrichea, Heterotrichida, Blepharismidae. The record is from the annotation of a GenBank genome assembly.